UAUUCUCCUAUCUCUUUCCCCUUGCGAAUCUCGCAGUUCGUUUGGUUUUCAUCUCAUCUGCUCUUCGUUGGUUCAGCCAUCUUUCAUCCUCUGUCCAACGUUCGUCUGAGAGAUUUUCGAUCUGCAAGUUCUUCCAUCGUUUCUCUUUAGGCUGGACCAGCAGAUAUUUUCACCCACAUAUUGGUCUUCACCUCUAUAUUCUACACAGUCAAACAGCUGUUGAAAGGUUUGCUCAUGAGGACAAGGGUGAUUUUGCAACUUCACUAAAGCAUUUUAGCAGUUCGUACAGAUCAGCAGGAAAUUUCUGGAGCCGAGGAUGCUUCGACCACCACCACAUCAGAUUGCUGCUCGAGGGCGCAAGAAGACACAUCUGACUGCCGCCUCCGAGAGUCCCUCUCUCUCUCUCCCACCACGAGGGUCAACGACACCUCGGGUAACCGACCACCACCUCCAAGGGUCGACAUCCACCUCUCCCUCCCUCAGCUCCUCUCACCACCGCCUCCAAGGGUCGAGUUCUGCCUCUUCCUCCCUCAGCUCCUCGCUCUCUCUCCCACAACGAAGCUCAACCAUCACCGGUCAGAUCAUCGUCUUCGAGUUCCACAACGUUGAUGAAGUGGGUUGUGAAGCCAGUAAACAUCUAGCCAUGGAUGAUAAUCAGUUCAUGGUUGUGAUGAGUAAGACAUCGGUCACACAAAGCAACACGAUGAUACCUAAAACAUCUGUGCAAAAGAUUCAACUUGACAAACUUUGUACAAGUUGCGAACCAUUUUUCUCUCCCCCUCCUAAUGUAAAAAAAAAGUUGAGUACUGUAAGAUUUGGAAUGUUCACCCUUAGAAUCAGUAGGAAAAUAUGUCUGGGUGAAUGGGGGAGUAAAAAGUGGCGACUAGAAAUUAAAAAUGAAUUAGCACACCGGUGUAGAACAACUAUAGGUAGGGAGUGGCUCACGUUUGUGAGAGAGAACCAACUUCUAGUUGGUGACCAUGUUGUUUUUCGGGUCCUUCCCUCCACUAUGGAGUUGGUGCUGGUUGGCGUUUAUCGCCACAACCCAGCUACUCCUCACCGUGCUUCCUCUGGUGUUCGUCCACAUGAGGCCACUAGUAGAGACCAGGAUCUGUCGGAGGUGGUACAGAAAUUUCAUAAUUUGGAGUUGCAAGGAAAAGAGGACAGUAUUAAGAAGCUUAAAGGUGAAAUGGCAUUGUUGAAGCAGAGAGUGGUUGAGAUUGAGAAAGCUAAUGAGGUUAAAGAUAGUUCGAUUGCUCUUCCAACACGUGGUGCCAUCCAAAUGGAGACAGAAGCUGGCGGAACCCAGGUUGAGGUGGUACAGAAGCUUAACGAUGUGAUAAAGCUUCGUAAUGAGGAGUUGGAAGCAAAAGAGGAAACUAUAAGGAAACUAAGUGAAAGAUUGUUAUCUGAGCAAAGGAUUUCUGGACUUGUGAAAAGUCAAGCCGAUAAGAUUGAUUUUCUAGAGAAAAAAAUUCAGCAAGAAUUUGCUGUUGCUAAUUCAACUCUUGCCAUCAUGAACUCUGAGAUUGCUUCAUUGCAAAGUAACUUAAAGGACAUCGAUAGAAAGAAUGAGCUCAUCUUGAGGAUGAAAGGGGCUAGAUUAGCUGAGUUGGAAGUGCUUUUCAAAGAGGAACAACUCAUGAGGAAGCGCUAUUUUAAUACUAUAGAAGAUAUGAAGGGCAAGAUCAGAGUUUUUUGUCGAAUAAGACCUUUCACUGGAAAGGAGAUUGCAGACAAAGAAAGAGGUGCUACUACAAGUGUUGAUGAGUUCACGCUUGCACAUCCACACAGAGGUCAACUUAAACAACAUUCAUUUCAUCGGAUAUUUGAUGGUAGUGCUAGCCAAGAAGACGUGUUUGAAGAUACAAGGCAUUUGGUACAAUCAGCUAUAGAUGGGUACAACGUGUGCAUAUUUGCAUAUGGGCAAACGGGUUCUGGAAAAACAUAUACAAUUAGUGGUUCAAAAGCUAAUCCUGGACUCAUUCCACGGGCAACUGCAGAACUUUUCAAAAUAAUGAGUCGAGAUAGCAACAAAUUCUCAUUUUCAUUGAAGGCAUACAUGGUGGAGUUGUAUCGAGAAACAUUUGUGGACCUUCUCCUACCAAAAAAUUCAAAGUCUUUGAAAUUGGAUGUCAAGAAAGAUCCGAAGGGUAUGGUUUUUGUUGAAAAUGCAACGGUUCUAUCAAUUUCAACAUAUGAUGAAGUGAAAAACGUCAUUCAAAGCGGCUUAGAACAAAGACAUAUAGCUGGAACUCAAAUGAAUGCAGAAAGCUCAAGAUCUCAUGUCAUACUUUCAAUUUUCAUUGAAAGUACCAACCUUCAAAUUCAAUCAGUUGGAAGAGGAAAGCUAAGUUUCGCGGAUCUUGCUGGUUCGGAAAGAAAUAAAAAGUCAUGCUCUUCAGGCAGUGAACUUAAAGAAGCUCAAAGCAUUAAUAAAUCACUUUCAGCACUUGGAGAUGUUAUCAAAGCUUUGUCUGAACGAAAUCAACACAUACCCUACAGGAACGAUAAAUUGACGAUGUUGAUGAGUGAUUCACUUGGUGGUAACGCCAAGACGCUAAUGUUCAUUAACGUUUCUCCUGCCGAAUCAAAUGUGGAUGAGACACACUGUUCUCUAUUGUUCGCAUCAAGAGUUCGAUUGAUUGCGAAUGAUCCAACCAAAAAUGUUGCUUCAAAAGGAGAAGAUCAAGAACCUGCAACUUUGCCCUCAAAACCCAAUUCUUCCUCU
Molecule: messenger RNA, 2731 nt
Organism: Prunus dulcis (almond)
Lineage: Eukaryota; Viridiplantae; Streptophyta; Magnoliopsida; Rosales; Rosaceae
Product: kinesin-like protein KIN-14E
Exons: 17
Biological process (GO): microtubule-based movement
Molecular function (GO): microtubule motor activity; DNA binding; ATP binding
Source: RefSeq, a predicted model, not a curated record